GAACAGUAUCAAAAAGUUUAGGAUCAAAAGGAAUGAUUAUAUCAAAAAUGGGAUUUACUAAAACAGCAAUAGAAGAAGUAAAAGGAAGAAAGGAAAACGAUAUUAUUUUAAUAAAUGGAGAAUCAGAAAUAGAAGAAAAAUUCGAAGAAUUAUCAGGAGUAAAGAUAGAAAGGAAAAGGAGACAUAGAACAAUAAGUAUGGAAAUUGCAGAAGAAAUGAUAAUUAAUAAUCAAGAAAUACAAAUUAAAAAACCAAGAGGAAUAGAAAUAGAAGAAGAAGAAUCAAACAAUUACCACGUAAGAAUAGAAAUUAAAGGAAAAGAAUUUCUUGGACUAUUAGAUACUGGAGCAUCAAAAAAUGCGAUAAAAGAAAGUAUAGCGAAAAGAUUAAAAUUAAGAAUAGAACCAACAAAUAUGAAAUUUGGAACAGUAGGAAAAACAGAUGCAGAUGUAAAAGGAAAAACAAUGGUAAAUAUAAAAAUAGGAAAAGAAAAACUAAAAACAGAACAAGAAUUUUACGUCAUAGGAAGUUUAGGAAUGUCAGACAUAAUUAUUGGAAGACCAUUUUUAAAGAAUUUAGGACCAAUAUAUAUCGAUAAUGAAGAAUCAAAAAUAAUUAGGAAAGAGAAAGAUGGAAAUGUUGGAGAAACAUUAAUAACGAUGCACAAUACUCCAGAAAAAGAGAAAAUAGAAGUUUUCGAAUUAAUUGAAGAAUUAACAGAAGAAAUGGCACAAGAAGUUGAUGAUAUAAAUGAAGAAGAAACAAUAGAAUAUAUGCAACAAGCAGUAAGUUUUUUAGGAAAGAAUAUAGCAGGAUAUCUUUUAGAACAAGUAGAUAGGAAAUUUAAUAUAUCACAAGGAAUUACGAAGAAAAUGUCGUAUGCAAUAAGAAAAUACCUAAUAGUAACAGCAAAGAAAUUUAUUGGCACAAAAUUAAAAGAAGUAUUAGCCAAUUACGUAGUAGAUAAUACAUUAAAUAUGAUAGAAAAGAUUGCAAUACCAGAUCAA
Molecule: messenger RNA, 1007 nt
Organism: Entrophospora candida
Lineage: Eukaryota; Fungi; Glomeromycota; Glomeromycetes; Entrophosporales; Entrophosporaceae
Source: the annotation of a GenBank genome assembly